AUGUUCAGGAAGAUAAACGCCGUGUUCCGGCCCAAUCACGGCCACCGAGGCCGCGAGGACGACUACCACAGCGCCUGCACGGUCAAGCUGGUGCGCAGCACGUCUAUGCUGGUGGUAGGAGAGGCCCGCGGCGGCAGAGCAAGCCGGACGCAGCGUGAGCUGGACGCCACACUGAAGCGCAGCAAGAGCUCGGUGACCCUGGAGUCCACCAGCACCAGCACCACCAGCACCACGACGGCGCUGUUCUACUACCACACCCAGCAGGACCAGAUCUGGCUCUACUCACAGAACCAGGACUGCCUGCAGUACCUGCAGGAGCUGGUGGCCCUGAGGCGGCAGUACACCCAGAGCAUCAUGAACAUCCAGAACGCGGAGCGGAGGAACUCACUGGCGUCGGAGGCCAAGAAGAAGGCCGCUCCACAACCACCACGGGCCAAAGCCGCUCCUGCGAGAGCUGAGCCCACCGCUCCUCCGAUUCCUAACGAAGAGGACACGCUCCAAUUCUUGGACUCCGUCAUAGCCAGCUGUGAUCCGGAGCCCAGACGCAAGCCCAACAUGGACGACGGCCACGCGGAUGUGGACUUUGUCGUGGCUACCAGCACCAGUGAGCAUGACCUCCACUCUAACUGGGUUAUGCGAGACCCGCGUCGGUUCUCCAUGGAUGAGUCCCGGCUGCGUCACCCAGAGCCCAAACUGGAGCCAGGGCCGAACCCCCCCACUGGCAGGCGCAAGGGCCAGAGUGGUACCGCCAGCGGCCGCCGACUCCAACGAAACCCCAUACACCUGCCCAAGGUGGUGGAGAGCGCCUUUCAGACACUCCGCUUCAAACCCAAACUCAAGAAGAAGGACUAAGCCUUUCAGACACCCCGAUUGA
Messenger RNA from Alosa sapidissima (American shad), 874 nucleotides. RefSeq lists its product as uncharacterized. The transcript is spliced from 3 exons. The record is from RefSeq and is a predicted model, not a curated record. Bases 1 to 852 code for a protein of 283 amino acids. NCBI's taxonomy places the organism in Eukaryota, Metazoa, Chordata, Actinopteri, Clupeiformes, Clupeidae.